AUGGGGAACAAUUUAAUUCACAGGUUAAGUAAUUGUAAAGGAACUUACACCUGUUCAGAUCAUAAUGAUAUUGAAAACGUGACCACAAAACUUAAAGUUAAUGAACUUAUGGAGGCUUUAAAGUUUAAAAGGAGGAAAAAAGUUUGUAAACAGGCUGUGGGCUCUUUAACAGAAAGAUUUGAGUUGGAAGUUCCUAUAUAUAUAAUUGCCGGUGCCGGCAAAAACCAGAAAAAAUUUUAUCAAUCAGUACUUCAUGGAGGAAUUAUGUGUUCUAAUGUUACUUAUUUAGGAAAAUUGGGAUUUUUUACUACUUUGGAGGGAUUACAGAUCGCGUUUCUGAGUGGUCGUUUAAGCAAUUCCUUACAUUCAGAAAAAGAUUUCAUGAGUUACACUCAAAAAGAGCUUGAAACUUUUCUUGAAAAAGUGAACGACACUAAUUUUAAAGGGGUUGAUAUUUUAUUAACGUCUGAGUGGCCGAAAGGCGUUACACAAUUUGCAUCUCCCCUUACAACGAAAAAGAAUAAAAACGUAACGUUGGAUGCGCUGGACUCAUUAAAAAUCGGCACUGAUGAGAUUGCACGUGUAGCGCAGGCUUUGAAACCUCGUUACCACUUUGCUGGGGGCGAGGGCGUUUUCUAUGAAAGAGCUCCUUACCGUAACACGCCACUUCUUAGCGCCUCUUCACACGUGACUAGAUUUUUGGGCUUAGCCGAGUUUUCUAACGCUGCCAAGCACAGAUAUAUUUAUGCCUUUAACGUUUUGCCGAUGAGUAAAAUGAAACUUUCAUUGUUGCUUGAACAGCCAAUUGGCACAACGGAAAAUCCGUUUGCACGAAAUACUUUUAAUGAAAGUAAUUCUUAUUUAACUCCCCAGAAAAGUUAUUUUUAUGCUGAACAAGAAAAUUUUCCCAAGAGAAAAAGCGGCGCAAUGACUCCGCCGGGAUACGUUUGCCGCCUUUGCAAAGUUCCCGGCCAUUUUAUACACGACUGCUCUCUUUAUGUUUGCAAACGCGUGCAGUACCAAAAAGAGCCGGAAGAGGACUGCUGGUUCUGUUUAAAGAGUCCCAACAUCGCUAAAAAUCUUAUUGUGCAUGUUGGCGAACAUUUUUAUUUGGCAUUGGCUAAAG
Molecule: messenger RNA, 1126 nt
Organism: Zophobas morio
Lineage: Eukaryota; Metazoa; Arthropoda; Insecta; Coleoptera; Tenebrionidae
Product: CWF19-like protein 1
Exons: 13
Biological process (GO): mRNA splicing, via spliceosome
Cellular component (GO): post-mRNA release spliceosomal complex
Molecular function (GO): nucleic acid binding; zinc ion binding; RNA lariat debranching enzyme activator activity
Source: RefSeq, a predicted model, not a curated record